AUGGAAGCAGCAUUGAUCGACUGGUGGCUUAGCAAAUUCGGUAAGCUGGUCGACGCACUAAUGGACCCGGUGUUGCAGAAGUGGUAUACCACUUUACAAAAAGGAGAUUAUGCCAAGGAUGAUCUUUUUCUUAGAGCGUAUGCGAGAGAAAACUUUGAAGAAGAAGAAGCCGAUCUCAUCGCAGCUUCAGAGACAGCAGGAGGCCUUGUCAGCGAAAUGGCCAUGUCCAUUCUUGGAAUCAGACGUGCCGACGAAGAGUUUGAAAAACUAGGGCUCGACAAAGCAACCAACAUCAAGGCGAUCAUGAAGCACAAAAAUCUUACAGUUUGGCUUGCAAAGGUAAAGAAACUUGGUUGGAAUCCCGUCAAGCUGCUCUUGCCCAAGCUGAAAGCCGUUUCAAGUGAUAAAGAGAUACUUGUUGAAUGUUUCUCGGCAAAUCGUCUACCAAACGAGCUUCGCGGCAAAUUGCAGGACGCAGUCUUUGAUCAAUGGGCUGGUAAGUCCGGCAGCGUCGUAUUAAAGGACCUUGGACUAGACAAGGCAGGCGACGAGCUAUUUUCGCAAGAGCUGAUACUUUCAUGGGCUGACUAUAUGUGGCGCCUUUACCCGAAAACUGCACCAACUGAGAUGGCCAGGGUGUUGUGGGGACAGUACAAACACAAGCUCAUAGCAUUAGUUGCUCGAGCCGAAGAGAGCGACAACGAACUAGUGGGAGCCCUCGCACGAGACAUUGCAGCAGCAGUGAAUCAUUAUGCCUCUGAGAUUCUUCCGGGGCCUGAAGUUCCGCCGCCAGUAGCACCGCUGCCUGAUAUUUAG
Messenger RNA from Plasmopara halstedii, 816 nucleotides. RefSeq lists its product as uncharacterized. The coding region runs from base 1 to 816 and encodes 271 amino acids. The record is from RefSeq and is a predicted model, not a curated record. NCBI's taxonomy places the organism in Eukaryota, Oomycota, Peronosporomycetes, Peronosporales, Peronosporaceae. The transcript has a single exon.